Onthophagus taurus is the source of this 1722-nucleotide messenger RNA. RefSeq names its product glutamate decarboxylase-like protein black (gene b). Gene Ontology annotation, molecular function: pyridoxal phosphate binding; carboxy-lyase activity. The record is from RefSeq and is a predicted model, not a curated record. Gene Ontology annotation, cellular component: cytoplasm. Lineage: Eukaryota; Metazoa; Arthropoda; Insecta; Coleoptera; Scarabaeidae. Gene Ontology annotation, biological process: carboxylic acid metabolic process.
AACCACCUGAAUCGACGGCUACCGUUCAGAAAAUACCUAAACGCCACCAACUACGUUUAAAUUUAAAUUCAAAGAUGCCUUCAGACAAUCUUUUAAUAACCAGUGAAGAUCCAGUUUCCUCCGGGGUUUCCUCCGAAGACGACGACGUCGGACAUCAAAAAGAAUUAUCAUUAAAAAAAGAUGUUUUAUCCAAUUUUGAGAGUCUCCCGGAUAAAAAUAAGCACGAAACGUUUUUGAAAGAUUGCGUCGAUUUGUUGCUAAAAGAAGCGGUUUUUCAUGGUACAGAUCGGGAAAAUAAAGUGUUGGAUUGGAAAAGUCCCGAGGAAUUAUUGGAAAUCUUUGAUUUUAAUUUAAACGGAUCGCCAUCGACUCACGAAGAAUUAAAAUCAAUUCUUAAAAACGUCGUUAAGUUUUCGGUGAAAACUGGACAUCCAUAUUUUGUAAAUCAACUUUUUUCAUCUUUGGAUCCGUACGGUUUAAUUGGACAAUGGUUAACAGACGCUUUAAAUCCAAGCGUUUACACUUACGAAGUCUCGCCAGUUUUUACUUUAAUGGAAGAAGUCGUUUUAAAAGAAAUGAGAAUUAUCGUUGGGUAUAAAGAUGGUAAAGGUGAUGGUAUUUUUUGUCCAGGUGGUUCUAUGGCUAACGGAUAUGCUAUUAGUUGUGCAAGAUACAAAUUUAAUCCAAAUUUAAAGGAAACUGGUCUUCAUAACUUUCCACGUUUAGUCCUUUUUACAUCGGAAGAUGCUCAUUACUCGGUUAAAAAGAUGGCUUCUUUCCUGGGGAUUGGCACAAAAAACGUUUACACAAUAAAAACCGACGAUAAAGGAAAAAUCAAUGUUGAUUUACUUAAAAAUGAGAUUGAAAGGGUGAAAUCGGAAGGUGGUGUUCCGUUUAUGGUUAGUGCAACGGCUGGGACGACGGUUUUGGGUGCUUUUGAUCCUAUAAAUGACCUGGCGGAUGUUUGCGAAGAACAUAACUUGUGGUUGCAUGUUGAUGCGGCUUGGGGAGGUGGUGCAUUAAUUUCUGAAAAGUACAAAAAUCUCAUGAAAGGAAUUCAUCGUGCUGAUUCAAUAACUUGGAAUCCCCACAAACUAUUAACAGCCCCUCAACAAUGUUCCACAUUACUAUUAAAACACGAAGGAAUUUUAAGUGGAGCUCACUCGGCGAAUGCUGCUUAUUUAUUUCAAAAAGAUAAAUUUUACGAUACCAGUUAUGAUACCGGUGAUAAACACGUUCAAUGUGGACGAAGAGCUGAUGUGCUUAAAUUUUGGUAUAUGUGGAAAGCGAAAGGAACCCACGGUUUAACCCGACAUGUUGAAAAAGUUUUUGAUAACGCUGAAUAUUUCACAAAAACGAUAAAAUCAAAGGAAAACUUUAAAAUGGUGCUUGAAGAACCUGAAUGUACAAACGUAUGUUUUUGGUACGUCCCCCCCAGUUUGUUGGGUAAAGAAAACGAAGAUGAUUAUGAGGAAAAGCUUCAUAAGAUUGCUCCGAAAAUUAAAGAGAGAAUGAUGAAGGAUGGUUCUAUGAUGGUUACGUAUCAAGCCCAAAAAGAUUGGCCUAACUUUUUUAGGAUCGUUUUUCAAAAUUCAGCAUUAACUCACGAUGAUAUGAUGCAUUUUAUACAAACGAUUGAAAGAUUAGGAUGUGAUUUAUAAUUAAUAACUAUUUAUGACUUAAAUUAAAUUGUAAAAAUAAAAAAUGUUUGAUUUCUUAUUA